AUGUCGGGUAAAAAGACUCUUAAGGAGCAGUUUGCAGCCAUUCGCGCUCGCGAAACAGGCAAAAGUGGCAGGCCCACUACAUCCAAUGAACAAGAACAAGACAUAACCGAAGCUCCCGUGGCCCAACCCGAAGCUGCGAAGCUCAAUCCCCAUGGAGGUGCGGGCAAACAGAGCGGGGAACAGAUGAGAAAUUCGUUGACAAUAGCUCGGAUAGAGCAGCGAAACAACGAGAAUGAACUGCAAAAUAUUAGAAAAAGAGCCACGGUGUCACACGCCCACCAGACCCGGUCUAUCUUCUCGAGACUAGCCAGACAAACGACGACACCUCAGGCUGAAAUACGGGCAGACCUUGCGCCAGAAAUUGAACAACUGAGUUACAAGUUGAACAGUCAAAACGAGAUACUCAGAACUUUGGGUGAAAAUACCGAUAAACACACCGAGGACAAUAGAGUUUUAAGCAGGGCGGUCGACGAAAGCAUUGCCAAAGCCAAAGAAUAUCAAGCCAAAGUACACGAGCAAAAUUUGCUAAUAGCCCGGUUGGAAAGCGAACUUGCAACUGUUAAAGCCAAGGCUGGUGCGUUGCAGACAAGCAAUGAAACAUCUUCUGUAGAUAAGAUAUCCAAAGAUGAGAUGAUCUCAAAACUUUUCAGAGAAUUGAUCGAAACCAAUCGACAACUGCGAGAGUCAGAGGAAGCCAAAGCAGCAGCGCCACAGCCUCCAAGUCCCUCCAUUGAUGCAGCCCACAUCCAAAGUAUCAGAAUCAAGGAUAGCGCAGCCGACAAAGAAGAGAUCACCAUCUUGAAUUCGAAAGUCUCAGCACUUGAAGAAGAGUUGCACGCUGCAAAGGUGCAACUCAAAGAAUUGACCCUCAAAGCAAGACAGAUGGCCGAAAAUCACGCAAAGGAGAUGGCAGAGCUCACAGAGGUGAAAGAUGAUCUUGCAAUCGACAUGGCUUGCAUGAAGCAAAGUCUGAUAUCCCAGAAGGAAGCUGCAGAGAAACAGCUAGAAGAGAUGGGAAUUCUUGUGAAAAAGCUCAAGCUGGAGCUAAUCGAAAGCAAGGGCAACUUCCGAUCUUGGUUGCGAAUCAGACCUCCACAGGGUACCCUCGGCAAGCAGCCUAUCUCUAUCAAAGGCGGUGAUUCUGUCGAAGUACUCGAUCGACAUGGCACUGCCAAAACUUUCAAAUUCGAUCGUGUCUUUGCCCCUGAAUCCAACAACGCCGUUCUGUUUGGUGACUUGAGCGAAAUUCUCGAAGCUGCUCUUCAAGGCUACGACAUUACUAUCCUUGCAUAUGGACAAACUGGCUCUGGAAAAACGUACACCAUGAGUGCCAUGCUCGACAUGGCAAUGGAACAAAUUUUUACUCAGCUAGCCAAAUCCUACGGGUCGGACUACAGCGUCCAGGGCCGUUGCAUCGAAAUAUACGAACAAAAGGUCUAUGAUCUUUUCAAGCCAGCACGAGAACAACUAAAGGUAUCGACCGACUGCAGCGGCAUGUGGCCCAUCCGCGAUCAGUUGCUUCAAGUACACACCGCUCCUCUCUCCAGCCUUGAAUCCGUUCAAGAAAUGGUCCAGGAAGUAAACAAGAAUCGUACCUCGGGUCAAACUUCAAAGAACGACACUUCAUCCCGAUCUCACAUGUUUCUAUCCUUUCAGGUAAAAGCAUCCAAGACCGAACAAUCAGGCGCCAUCACCACCACCCGCUCCGGAAUCACAUUCGUCGAUCUCGCAGGUUCUGAAUCCUUGAAAAAUGUCACUGAUCGCGUGUCAGAAACUCAGGCUAUCAACGCCGAACUUUCUGCACUGAGAUCGGUGCUCACAUCCAUGGGAACAAACCAAGCACGAAUCCCCUUCCGCGACACCCAACUCACUAGGUUACUCCAAGACGGCUUCACAACCGGCAAAGUCCUCUUCAUUCAAGCAGCUAGUCUGGGCGAAUUGGAGGAAUCGAUCCACACGAUGGAUUUUGGAGGCUUGGUUAGUAAAGUGACGCAGAAGAAACCGGCAAAGAAUGUGAUCACGGCUUUUGCAGGUACGGAACCGGUUGCGGCAGGAGAAGGAAGAUCGACUCCGACGACUCCGACGACUCCGACCCCGGUGAAACCUGCUGCGGGUACGCCUAGUACGAGAGGUACUAGGGGUGGCUCGAGAGGUGGCGCUUCGGGGAGAAGUACGCCGACUCCGAGAGGGGGCGCGAAGAAACGAGGGGUCUGA
Molecule: messenger RNA, 2214 nt
Organism: Botrytis fragariae
Lineage: Eukaryota; Fungi; Ascomycota; Leotiomycetes; Helotiales; Sclerotiniaceae
Product: putative kinesin-like protein
Exons: 1
Coding region: 1-2214 (737 amino acids)
Biological process (GO): microtubule-based movement
Cellular component (GO): microtubule; kinesin complex
Molecular function (GO): microtubule motor activity; microtubule binding; ATP binding
Source: RefSeq, a predicted model, not a curated record